AUGGCAAAAAUUAAUGUUGGAAUCAAAUUUCGUCCAAACUUAUCAAGUGAAGUUGAGAAGCAGGAGAAGUGGAUUGUUGAUGGAAAAACGAUCAAGUCUGUUGACAACAAGCAUACAUUGCAAUUUGAACACGUCUUUGGAUCCACGGCUGUUACUGAAGAGGUUUACGACGCCUUAGCAAAACCAAUCGUCAAGAAAGCGUUCAAAGGAUAUAAUGGAACCAUUUUCGCUUAUGGGCAAACUUCAAGCGGAAAAACUCACACCAUGAUUGGAAAGAAUAAAAUGCCUGGAAUCAUCCCAUUGGCAGUUCGUGACAUCUUUCAUGAAAUCAACGAAACUAAGGAUCGAGAAUUCGUCGUGAAAAUCGGCUACAUUGAGAUUUAUAACGACAAAGUUUAUGAUCUCUUUGAAGACGGUAAAACGGAACUUUCCAUCUUCGAAUCCAAUGGACACGUCUUGGUAAAUCAGAAGGAGUACGUGGCUGUAUCAGAAAAGGAAGUCAUGAAACAAUUUGCUGUCGGAAACAAAUGCAAAAAAAUGACUGGGACGAAAACCAACAAAGACUCGAAUCGAUCGCAUACAAUUUUCCAAAUAACGAUCAAAUCUCAAAACAAGAAGGCGAAAGAUUCACGUACUUCGAAUCUAUUCUUAGUGGACUUGGCUGGUAGUGAAAAACCAGAUGCGUCAGCAACAACAACAUUCAACGAAGGCCUGCACAUCAACCAAAGUCUUCUUGUUCUUGGAAAAAUCAUCAGAGAACUAGCGAAGAAAAAUUCGAGUUUAAAGCGCAAAGCAUUCAAAGGAUUUAAUGGAACCAUUUUCGCUUAUGGUCAGACUUCAAGCGGAAAAACUCACACCAUGAUUGGAAAGAAUAAAAUGCCUGGAAUCAUCCCAUUGGCAGUUCGUGACAUUUUUAAUGAAAUCAACAAAACUGAGGAUCGAGAAUUCGUCGUGAAAAUCGGCUACAUUGAGAUUUAUAACGACAAAGUUUAUGAUCUCUUUGAAGACGGUAAAACGGAACUUUCCAUCUUUGAAUCCAAUGGACACGUCUUGGUGAAUCAAAAAGAGUACGUGGCUGUAUCAGAAAAGGAAGUCAUGAAACAAUUUGGUGUUGGAAACAAAUGCAAAAAAAUGACUGGGACGAAAACCAACAAAGACUCGAGUCGAUCGCAUGCAAUUUUCCGAAUAACGAUCACAUCUCAAAACAAGAAGAAGGCGAAAGAUUCACGCACUUCGAAUCUAUUCUUAGUGGACUUGGCUGGGAGUGAAAAACCAGAUGCGUCAGCAACAACAACAUUCAACGAAGGCCUGCACAUCAACCAAAGUCUUCUUGUUCUUGGAAAAAUCAUCAGAGAGCUAGCGAAGAAAAAUUUGAGUUUGAAGCGCGUCAACUUUCGAGAAUGCAAACUGACGAGAAUUCUCUCACCAGCACUGGGUGGGAACUCUUAUGCUUCGGUGAUUUGUACUGCGGCUCCAACGGUUCUUGAUGAAACUUAUCACACACUUUGCUUCGCGCAAAAUGCAGAAAAGGUAAAAACAGUUCCGAAGUUCAAUCUUGUCAGCAGGACGAAAUUUUUCUUCCAAGCUUGCCAAAUGACAGUUUCUAGUUCUUCAUCUUCAUCAUCUGAAACAAAUGUAGCAGUCGAUUUGAAUUUAGAAAGACAACUACCACUCAGUCCAAUAGCAGUACCGGAGAGUUCAUCAGGCAUCCCAAAGAAAAUAAAAUCAAAAAUGUAUCAGAAAACAUCAACAAAGAUGUUGGCAGUAAAUAGUACACCGACAGUAAAAGCAAGUAGAAAAGUUACAAUCAAAGAUGAAGAAACUUUAAUAGAACAUCGUGAUGGGAUGAAAAAUCGUGUGGAGCCGUUAGGAUUGUCUGGAAAAAAGAGCGUCAAAGAACCAGCAGACUCUCAAGGAGUCAUUCAAGAAGGGAAGGACAAGAUCAUCAAGAAAUUGCAAGAAGAAGUACGCAAACUUAAAGCUGAAAAUGUUGAGAUGCGAGCUGAAAUCGAAGGCAACAACGAGAUUGUUAACGAAAAACAACAAGAAAUUGAAGAGUGUAGAAAUAAAGUCGUCGAGUUGGAAGAUGACAUCAAAGUUUACGCUCUUGCUAUUCGUGACUUGGAACUCGCUAUUCGUGAAAAGGAGAGUCGAAUGAUGAAAGUGGGCGAAGAGAAAAAUGAAAUGAGAUCAAAUUUCAAUGAAAAAUUUGAUGAGUUCAAAAAAAUUCUUGAGGUGAAGGACAACGAGAUCGUUGCACUGAAGGAAAAGGCAAAAACAAAAAAUGUCUCAACGGAGGCUAAGAAAAACGAACAUCUGGACAACUUCUUGAAAACUGAGCAAAGCUUCAAUCUCAAAUAUGAGUCAGCACAAAAGCAGUUAAGGAUUACGCUGAGUCAAUUAAAUGAUAAAAUUGCUAUAAUUAAAGAAAGAGACGACGAAAUUGAAUUGAUUCGAAACAAGUUGAAUGAAUUUGGAAAUAAGGAAGCAGAUAAAGACACGCUUACUGUUGACAUCGUAAACAAGGACAAUGAAGGUUCAUCAGGUUCAGAAGGUUCUACCAAAAAUAAGGAGACCGAAGAUUCUGCCGGUUCUCAAGGAUCAUCCGAAAACAAAUCAUCGGAAUCAGAAGCAGAGUCCCAAAAAACCUGA
Clunio marinus is the source of this 2652-nucleotide messenger RNA. NCBI's taxonomy places the organism in Eukaryota, Metazoa, Arthropoda, Insecta, Diptera, Chironomidae. The record is from the annotation of a GenBank genome assembly.